UACAGCUGUUUGUUAUCUUUUGUUUUGAGUGUGAACAUAAAUAAAAAAACACUGAACAUUACAAAAAAAUUAAAUUAAAACGAUUGAAAAUGGAUGCUACAGGAAUUUUAACACAAAAUGUGGAUAAAACACAGCUACCACCACUGCAUCAGAAACGUGUAUUGGCAUUUGUAAAUCAUUUUCUUAUAAGCUCUUGUGGUUUCCUCAAUGAUUUUGCUGUGCAAUGUGAAACCAAAUUCAUCGAAUUGGAACGCAAAUUACAAAAAGUAGAGGCGGCCUUAACAAUUAUAGAAGCUAAGUUGGCUUCUAUACCAGAUGUUGAAAAGGAAACUGAACCCACCACAUUCGCUAAAGAAGAAAAUAACAAAGAAACCUCAGUUGAAACUAUUGUUGAAACCGAGCCUACUCCAGAGCAACAACAACAAGUUGAUAGUAUUAAGGGCAUUAAAGUCUCAGAACAUGAAGCCUAUAAGAAAUUCUUUAAAAUGUUGCAAGUUGGUGUGCCCGCACAGGCCAUUAAAAUAAAAAUGCAGGUUGAAGGUUUAGACUGUAGUAUGCUGGAUAAUCCUAAUGCCAUCAUUCCUUUUGAAAAUGAUCUAAGUGAAGAAAGUUGAUAUUUAACAAUUGACUGCCGUUUAGCUGUGAUUAUCAUAAAUCCUUUACAUCCAAUAAGUUGUAAAGUAUUUAAUGCAAUAGAUUUUUUAAGUAAAAAUAUAUGGAGAAUAUAAAUAUCGAGUUAUAAAUUAUGUAAAUAAACUAAUAUCGCUUUUUGAAAAUUUU
Lucilia sericata (common green bottle fly) is the source of this 780-nucleotide messenger RNA. RefSeq names its product WASH complex subunit 3 (gene CCDC53). Gene Ontology annotation, biological process: actin filament polymerization; exocytosis. Gene Ontology annotation, cellular component: WASH complex. The transcript is spliced from 4 exons. The record is from RefSeq and is a predicted model, not a curated record. Bases 90 to 614 code for a protein of 174 amino acids. NCBI's taxonomy places the organism in Eukaryota, Metazoa, Arthropoda, Insecta, Diptera, Calliphoridae.